Molecule: messenger RNA, 1689 nt
Organism: Micropterus salmoides (largemouth bass)
Lineage: Eukaryota; Metazoa; Chordata; Actinopteri; Centrarchiformes; Centrarchidae
Gene: mest
Product: mesoderm specific transcript
Exons: 12
Coding region: 275-1255 (326 amino acids)
Molecular function (GO): catalytic activity
Source: RefSeq, a predicted model, not a curated record
CACGGAUUUCCCAGUCAGCCUGAAACCAAUUGGCGGAAUUUUGUCCUUGCGGCUUGUAUAAAUUAGCAAAUUUAUUCAACUUUUGGGGAAGCCGAAAGUAGGAACAGAGCAAGACGUCGGCGCUUUUUUCCCCUCUUUGCAAACCGUCGUUUCUUUCCGCUCUGUAGGAAUGCGUGCUGCAGUAAUGGAUCCUAAACACUGGGCGAAGGUCUGCAAGUGACAGGUCGCGACAUUUCUGGGCAGGGAUGAGACUCACCCCACCGCUGAGCUCAAGAUGAGAGAGUGGUGGAUCCAUGUGGGUUUGAUCUGCAUCCCGCUGGUAGCCGUCUACCUGCACAUCCCGCCCCCUCAGCUGUCACCUGCCCUGCAGAAGUGGCACAGUGCCGGAGAGGCCUUCCACUUCAGAGGCAGGGAGAUCUUCUACAGAGAUUCCUAUGGUGCUUUGGGAAGCUCCGAUGUCGUCAUUCUGCUCCAUGGCUUCCCCACCUCCAGCUUUGACUGGAACAAGAUUUGGGAGCCCCUCACGCAGCGCUUCCAUCGAGUCAUUGCCCUGGACUUCCUAGGGUUUGGCUUCAGCGACAAGCCACGACCGCACAGGUACUCCAUCUUUGAGCAGGCCAGCCUGGUGGAGGCCCUGGUGGCUCACUUGGGCCUGAGCAACCAGCGAAUUAAUGUGGUGUCCCAUGACUAUGGAGACACUGUGGCCCUGGAGCUGCUCUAUAGGAGUGACCAAAAUCGCACAGGUCACCUGACCUUUAACAGCCUGUGUCUUUCCAAUGGAGGAAUAUUCCCAGAAACACAUUACCCACGGCUGCUGCAGACGCUUCUGAAGGACUUCACUUUUCUGGCUCCAGUUCUGACACGUCUCACCAACUACAUGAUCUUCAAAAAGGGGAUUGGAGACGUGUUUGGUCCAUACACGCAGCCCACAGAUGCUGAGUUCUGGGACAUGUGGACGGGUUUACGCUACAACGACGGCAACUUAGUUUUGGACAGCAUUCUGCAGUACAUCAACCAGAGAUUAAAGCACAGAGAGCGAUGGGUGGGCGCGCUCACUUCCACCUUUGUCCCACUGCACAUGAUCUACGGACCCCUGGACCCAGUCAACCCUCAUCCCCAGUUCAUCCAUCGUUACCAGCAGCUAGUCCAGAGGUCGACAGUUACUAUCUUGGAUGAACACAUCAGCCACUACCCUCAGCUGGAAGACCCCACUGGCUUUCUCAACGCAUACUUCAAUUUUAUUCACUCUUUUUGAAGGGAAGCCAAAUGCAACAUCCAUGUUUGAAAAUGAAUCCAGAACCGUACAAGCAGUUUGGUGCUUCUGCAACACUUUUAGCGCAAAGUGAUGAAUGGUGAUUGUAACUGGGAGAAAUGCUGCAUCAGUUUCAGAUUUCAUCACAAAUGAUGGCAGCAGCCAUCCCUAAAAUGUCAGUUACUAGAACUGGAAGACAUCGGAUAUAGCUCAGCUAGAAACUUGAUUCAUUGUACUUAAUGCAGCCAACUGAAUACUUAGUUAUGCGAUUAUUGAACUCAUCUGGGACACUGUUUUGAUUCCCUCCAUUUUCUGUGAAGCCCAGCAAUCGGCUGCACUCUGAAUGGAUUUUGAUAUGAUUUUCUACAUUCCUCUUGAUGUCAAUGAAAAAUCUAAACGUCAACUUUUCUUCAAAUAAAGCUAGUUUUGUUUAAAAA